Gloeophyllum trabeum ATCC 11539 is the source of this 243-nucleotide messenger RNA. Its product is annotated as fungal hydrophobin. Lineage: Eukaryota; Fungi; Basidiomycota; Agaricomycetes; Gloeophyllales; Gloeophyllaceae. The transcript has 2 exons. Gene Ontology annotation, molecular function: structural constituent of cell wall. The record is from RefSeq and is a predicted model, not a curated record. The annotation marks the transcript as partial. Gene Ontology annotation, cellular component: fungal-type cell wall.
UGCAACACCGGCCCCGUCCAGUGCUGCAACCAAGUGCAGAGCGCCGGUGCCCCUGGCGUGACUGACCUCCUGGGUCUCCUCGGCAUCGUGGUCGAUGGCGUCGACGCCAUGGUUGGGUUGAACUGCAACCCCAUUAGCGUCAUUGGUGCGGGCGGCGGAGCUUCUUGCUCUGCUCAGCCCGUCUGCUGCGAGGACAACUCGCACUCUCUCAUUUCCCUCGGCUGCUUGCCCAUCACCCUCUAA